Molecule: messenger RNA, 2007 nt
Organism: Arxiozyma heterogenica
Lineage: Eukaryota; Fungi; Ascomycota; Saccharomycetes; Saccharomycetales; Saccharomycetaceae
Gene: GRC3
Product: polynucleotide 5'-hydroxyl-kinase
Exons: 1
Coding region: 1-2007 (668 amino acids)
Biological process (GO): cleavage in ITS2 between 5.8S rRNA and LSU-rRNA of tricistronic rRNA transcript (SSU-rRNA, 5.8S rRNA, LSU-rRNA)
Cellular component (GO): nucleus
Molecular function (GO): polynucleotide 5'-hydroxyl-kinase activity
Source: RefSeq, a predicted model, not a curated record
AUGGACCUACCUAAAUAUGAAUCUAUAAAAUCUGAUUCUGAAAAUGAUGAUUCUGACGCGAGUUCUACUAGUUCCUCAACAUUUUUAUCAAGAGAAUCUACUGUAAAGGUAGACAUUGAAGAUUACGAAUCUGAUGAAAAUAGUAAAGAUUCAAAGUCAAAUACUGCUGAUUUUGAAUCCCAUAUUUUUAUUCCUAUUAUAAAUGGUAACAUUUUUAAUAUUUCUAAUGAUCCAGAAUCUUUUUAUCUUGGUCUCAAAGAAAAGCAACAACUUUUCAUAUCUGGUAUAUUUGAUCUACAAAUAUUAAAAGGUGGUAUAGUCUAUAACAAUAUUCAUUACAAUGCAUCAAAUAAGCAGACAUUAAACAUAUGGCAUCCUUUAUCAUGCUCUGUACCUGCCAUAAUUUCAUCUUUUUAUGCAGGUUGGAAUGAACCCGAGUUUCAUAAGAAAUCAUUAAAUAACAUACCCUUAUUAAACACUGAUAGUUUUAUUUGUAUUAUUAAAAUAACGAAUAAUAAAAAAUUUAACGGUAUAACUGACGUCAAUAAACUGAAUUCAGAUUUGAAUUUCCUUUGGAAACCUAAAACACAAUCGAUAUAUAAUACUAAUAGCUGCAGCACCAGUGAAUUUUUAAAAUUGAGUAAGACCUUCACAAUACUAAAUAUUAACCAAGAUAUAUUUACACCAUUAACUAUUUCUUCACAAUGGAGAAAUGUUUUAGAAAGAUUAUACUUCGAACAUAUUAAUUCUCAUCUAGAUACAAGGAUAAUGAUUAUUGGGGGUAAAAAUUCUGGAAAAUCAACAUUUUUGAGACUAUUAACUGAAAAAAUCCUAAACACAGAAUCCAAUAAAGGACCAGACUUUAUAGAUAAUGAUAGAUUAGUUUGGUAUAUGGAUUUAGAUCCAGGUCAACCGGAGUAUUCAAACCCAGAAUGCGUCUCUUUAGGUCAAAUCAAGAAACAUAAAAACAUUACAACAUUAGGAACCACUUUUGGGCAAUGUGGAUAUACACCUUUGAGGCAACAUUUUGUUGGAGUAAACUCUCCUCAAGAGAAUCCUGAGCUAUAUCUUUCAUUAAUAGAUAACCUUUUUAAUUUUUUUGAAGAACAAUAUUUUACAGGGACUUCUUUAUUGAAUUUGCCAGGAUGGAUCAAAGGGUUUGGUAUACACAUUAUUAAUCAUGUCAUUAAAAAAUAUAAACCUACACAUCUUUUGAUACUAGAACAUACCAGUAAAUCCAACUUUGAAGAAAUUUUUAUCCCAGAAAGUUUUAAUAGUAAUUUGAGAGAGAAUUACUUUUCAACUAUUAUAAGAUUAUUACCUCACCAAAGUGUAUCAACGAAUUCUGAUUCUUAUAACCAACUGAAAUUUCAAUCAUCUCAACUAAGAAUAUUUAGAAUGCUCUUGUUGUUCCAUAAACAAUUCCAAAAAGAUUCUGAGUUUUUUGACUUCGAUUUUAAACCAUUACUUUCACAUGCACCUUUGCAGAUCUCAAUAGAUAAAGACAGUUGUAUAAGUGGAAUAUAUUUUAUGGAAGAAUUCCAACAGUUACAUAAGGAUGAUAUUAAGAAUUGUCUUGAGACUUGUAUUGUUGGUAUACAUAAAUAUAUCAACAACGAUGAUAUGGACACAAAAUUAAGUAAUAUCACGGAAUUACGCGGAAUAUAUCCCAUAAUAAAAGGUAAGAGAAAUUCGAAGAAUUUUCAAUAUGUUACAUUAGGUUUGAUUCAUUCUAUCGAUGAAGAACAAAAAGUUAUUAAUAUGUAUAUUCCAGAGAUUUUCUUAGAUACUCUUAAAAACGACACAGAUGAUUCUCAAUGGAUUAUUGCUCGGGGGAAGACAGAAACACCCAUAUGUGAACUAUACCCAUCAAAGAAAUAUAUGACUGAAUGUUUUAGUGCCGAUACACGAACUAUACCGUAUAUAUCAACUGAAAGGGCAAAGAAGCAUGAGCACGUAUGGAAAAUUAGAAAGAAUAUUCAUAGAAGAGGUCAUUACAUGAAAUAA